GGUGCAGUUCCAACCUGCCUUUUUUAUUUUUUCGCAUCGACGUGCGCGUGCCCCCGGCUCGCCUGCUUUUGUGCGUGCGCGCGCACCAUUCCACCUCCCAUAGCUCAGUCGCUUCUGUGCUGUUUGGUUUCUCCUCCUCGUAUCUUUGGAUGAUGAGAAGAUGGUGGCUGUCUGGCGAUGAAGCGACCUCCGUCCCCCCACCGCAGCCCCUCUCAGUGUACUGUCGGGGCAGGCAGGAAGUAAAAGAUAACGGCGUUGAUUGAGCGCUUAUGGAAAUGAGCAGACGGGAAGACCAGCAAUUGUAUAACGCUGCAGAUCUGUCAGUCUGCCAGCUUAAACGUAUUUCUAGAAAAGCCAUGCCACCAGCGAUGGCACGAGCUAAAGCGGAGGAAGACUCGUAAAACUGUGCGACAGACGUGCCCACCGCAGAGUCUUGCAAGCCGGGGGGUGAAAAGAAGGGGCGUGUGAGGAGAUUGAAACGGGCCGACGGUGUCGUCGCGCAAAUGCGCAAUUAGGGGCCAGGAGAGCGCAAAAGGCAGACUUGUCACUCGUCGAGGGGAGGACACGGCGGUGAAGGUUGUGGCUUCGUGUGUGAACGCAGGAGAAAAGGGGGCGAAAAGGCAUGCGAGGACGCUUUCUGCGAUGACUGGGGCAGAACGACAUGGAAUAAACAAGUGUGUACCCAAGGGCUGGCCGCCAACUGACGCAAUCUAACCGAGGCUUAAGAAUGACACUUGAAGACUCUGGAGCCAAGUGCCGAAGUGCAAGCGUUCCACAGUGGGGUUAAAGUCUGUGCCUGGCAUAAAAUCCCCCGAGAAGUCCAUUUGCUGCCUUGCUUUUUUUUUCUUCACGACCUUCUUCUUCUUCUUCUCUCUCUUUUUUUUUUUUUGUUAUCCACCCACCUUCUAAACAUGGCUUCUCCGCAGCAGCCUCUGUUCCACAGCUCUGAGGUCAGCUGUGAUGCCACAGGAGAUGGUGUGGUGGUGAAGAUCAACCCCAGGUUGGCAGCGGCCGCCGCUGCCGCCGCCAGCAGUAGCGGCAGCUCCUCCAAGCACUGCAAGUACAGCAUCUCGUCCAGCUGUAGUUCGGGAGAGUCGGGCGCCCGUCGGGGGCCGACGGCGCAACUCAGACGGCCGAAGAAGAAGCUGCCCCAACUCUUUGAGAGGUCCUCGCAGCAGUGGUGGAACCCGCGGUUCGAUUCAUCCAACUUGGAGGAGGCCUGCUUGGAAAGGUGUUUCCCCCAGACCCAGCGGCGAUUUCGAUACGUCCUCCUGUACCUGGCCAGCGCUUGCCUACUGUGGACUAUCUAUUUUGUGAUCAACAAGGAAAGGUGCGAUUGGAUUAUUUUUUUGUCCCCCACCGUGGGCUUCUUUGGAUUCUGCAUUUUGCUUUUCAUUUUCACUUUUUCUCGUUUCUAUGCCCGCAUGUACACGUGGGUCUCUUUGCUUCUCUUUAUAGUGACGUUUGCCUUAACAUUAGCACCCCAAUUCCAAAAAGUGAAGCCAUCCCUCUCAAACGAUAGCAAUAUCACAAACCUCUUGGAGCCAUGUCUUUCGCCAGUGGGGAGUUUCUCCCUCUGCAUGGAGGUGCUCUUGCUGCUCUACACAGUCAUGCACUUGCACCUCUACCUUUGCGUGAUGCUUGGAGUCCUCUACUCGACCCUUUUUGAAGUUCUUUAUUUCCUCUCCGGAAACCUGGACCCAAGUGGUGCUGAAUACUGGCUGGCUCCAGGAAAAGCGUUCCUGCACAUCUGUGCGCACGCCAUCGGCAUCCACUUGUUCAUUAUGUCCGAAGUUCGCCUGCGAAGCACUUUCCUCAAGGUGGGCCAGUCAAUCAUGCACGGCAAAGACCUGGAGGUCGAGAAGGUCCUGAAAGAGCGAAUGAUUCAUUCAGUCAUGCCCCGGAUGGUGGCCGAUGAGUUGAUGAAACAAGGAGAUGACGAGAGUGAAAACUCCGUCAAGCGCUACUCGGCCUCUAGUCCGAAGAGCAAGAAAAAAAAGAGCUCGAUUCCGAAGGCUCACAUUAUUUUUCGUCCUUUUAACAUGAAGCGCAUGGAACCGGUCAGUAUUUUAUUUGCUGAUAUUGUGGGAUUUACUAAGAUGAGCGCCAAUAAGUCGGCCCAUGCCCUCGUGGGUCUUUUAAACGAUCUCUUUGGACGAUUUGACCGACUUUGUGAGAUCACCAAAUGUGAGAAGAUCAGCACGCUGGGGGACUGCUAUUACUGUGUGGCGGGAUGUCCGGAACCACGCAAUGACCACGCUUACUGCUGUAUUGAGAUGGGCCUCGGCAUGAUUGUAGCCAUUGAGCAGUUCUGCCAAGAAAAGAAAGAAAUGGUUAAUAUGAGGGUUGGCGUACACACUGGCACCGUACUGUGUGGCAUCCUGGGAAUGAAACGUUUUAAGUUUGACGUGUGGUCGAAUGACGUGAACCUUGCAAACCUGAUGGAACAGUUGGGCGUAGCAGGAAAAGUGCACAUCUCGGAAGUGACGGCUAACUUCUUGGACGAUCGGUACCUGCGCGAAGAUGGCAAAGUGAUGGAGAGAGUUGGGCCGAGUGUGGUGGCUGAUCAGCUGAAAGGGCUGAAAACAUACUUGAUCUCAGGCCGCAGAGCUGAGAAGUCUGAAUGCUGCUGCUCCAAGAUGUGCCUAGAGCUGGAAUCGGGAAACAGGGAGAAUAAAACUGAGGCCCUGCCUAUAGAGCUCACACAUACCAACAGCCAGACUGACAAAAACAAGAUGGCAUGUGUGACCUGUAGUGGUAUUCUAGCUUCAAAUUGUCUACUUGAGGAUGGCGCUGUUCAGAAUGGCUGUCAGGAGGACCAUAAAAAUAACAUAAAGAACCCACUCGUACGCAGUGCCAAGGCACAGAAUGGCUUGUUGCUCCCAGCUGCUGAAGAUAAGCUGACCAACAGUCAGACAUCACUGUAUGAAAUGUUGCAGGAAAAGGGGAAGUGGUUUGGGGUCAAUAUUGACCAAUCGGCUUUACUUCCACUACAGUGUCAAAAAAUACGUGAAAGGACUGAUGCCCAUUUUGUGGAUGUCAUUAAAGAGGACAGCCUGAUGAAAAAAUACUUCCUAAAGCCACCCAUAAACAAGCUGAGCCUAAACUUCCUAAAAGAAGACCUUGAAAUAAUGUAUCGACUCAGCUAUCAGAAGGAAGUUGAACUGAUUGCUCCUGUGAAGACAUUUGCCAGCUCAACUUUUAGCUCCUUCCUGGAUGUGUUGCUUUCAUCUGCAGUGCUCUUGUUCAUUACCCUCAGCUGUUUCUUGAAACCAUUGGUCUUGGGAACGAGUCCUCCUCCAGCUGCCAUCGCGGUCAGCGUCCUUGCCAUACUGUUGGAAGGAGUAUCACUGGUCCUGUCUGUGCGAAUGGCCUUUUACCUGGAAGACGUAAUGGGCUGCACCAAACACCUUCUACAGUUUAUUGCUGGCUGGAUCCCUCGCCAUUUUAUUGGUGCCAUUCUGAUCUCUCUCCCAGCACUUUCUGUUUUUUCUCACGUUACCUGUGAGUUUAAUAACGGAUCACAAUUCACAGUAUUCCUGUGCUGUGCUCUCAUCAUCGCAAUUAUCCAGUACUGUAACUUCUGCCAACUCAGCUCUUGGAUGAGAUCCUCUAUCUGCACAGUUGUGGGGAUUGUGCUGCUUAUUCUUCUUUAUACCUCAUUAUGCCCAGACAAGAGCUCUGUAUUUGAAUCCGAGCUCCACAAAGAUAUUGGCCAGGAGGUCAUUCUGGCAUUUCUCCUCCUCCUCCUUCUGGUUUGGUUCUUAAACAGAGAGUUUGAGGUGAGCUAUAGGCUGCACUAUCAUGGGAAUGUGCAGGCGGACAUGCAUCGCAGUAAAAUCCAGAACACGAGAGACCAGGCUGACUGGCUACUGCGUAACAUCAUCCCUUAUCACGUUGCUGAGCAGCUGAAGGUGACACAAAGCUACUCUAAAAACCACGAUAACGUCGGUGUCAUCUUUGCCAGCAUCGUCAACUUUAGCGAGUUUUACGAGGAGAACUACGAAGGUGGCAAAGAGUGCUACCGUGUGCUUAAUGAACUGAUUGGAGACUUUGACGAGUUGCUCAGCAAGCAACAAUACAGCAAUAUUGAGAAAAUCAAAACCAUCGGUGCCACAUACAUGGCAGCAUCCGGUCUCAAUCCUUCACAGUGCCAAGACUCUGCCCAUCCGCACGGCCAUCUUCACGUCCUCUUUGAGUUUGCCAAAGAGAUGAUGCAAGUGGUGGAUGACUUCAACAAAGAUAUGCUGUGGUUUAACUUCAAGCUCCGCAUUGGCUUUAAUCACGGACCCCUGACUGCGGGGGUGAUCGGCACAACAAAGUUGCUGUAUGACAUCUGGGGAGAUACGGUCAACAUUGCCAGUCGCAUGGACACUACUGGAGUCGAAUGUCGCGUUCAGGUCAGUGAAGAAAGCUUCCGUGUGCUUAGUGAAAUGGGCUACGAAUUUGAUUAUCGAGGCACGGUUAACGUAAAAGGUAAAGGCCAAAUGAAAACCUACUUGUUUCCAAAGAGCAUGGACAAUGGCAUGGUACCGCACCACCAGCUCUCCGUUUCUCCCGAAAUCCGCGUCCAGGUAGAUGGCAGCAUCGGCCGCUCCCCCACCGAUGAGAUUGCAGAAAUGGUCCCCGCUGCUGUUGCACAUUGCUUGGAGCAGACACCUCAGCCUCGUCCACCGGCAGUCAUUACUGGGAAGCCAGACGGCAAAGACCUGCCACACGUUUCUCAACAAAGCAGCCCAGGGAACGUCCACAAGCCACUCCUGCCUUUCCGUCCCUGUGCUGAACAAAGUACAUUAGAAGAAGAGGAAGCAGAUGAACUGACGAGACUCCAAGGAGCCACAAGUCUAUGAUGCCGCUCACCUUUGCCAUGAGAACGGAAAAUAAUAACACAAUAAACAAUGUUGCCUUGAUUUCAUUCAUCAAGAACUGUCCUGACAGCAACUAAAAUACCCCAUGAAAGAGAAGGAACUUCUCUACUUCUUCUUCUUCUUCGUCCAGUGUUUAUUUCAUUUUUUUUUUUAUAUGUUCAUCCAAUUAGGUCGUAUUUUUUCAUAGCGGAGAAGAACGGAGGCCGAAUACACUGUGUGGAUCACAGUUCUUUUUCGAGACCGCAGGGGCUUGAGACAUUAUUCAAACUGUCGGCCGUGUCCCCUGUUUUCACCUUUUAGUGUUGUCAUUUUGAGUUUUUUUUUGUUUGUUUUUUUCUUAUUUAAUGUUGUUUUGAGGCUGUGUAUUAAUUAAGUGCCUUCAGAAAUAUUUCUAGUGUCAUCUUUGCUUGAAUGACAGACUUGUAAAACGGAGAAACAAGCAAAAUGUAUAGCAUGGCUUUUACAAAAAAAAGACAAAAAACAAAAAAACAACAGACUCUGGGGGAAGCUGUGGUUAUUUAUGUGAGAAACACUAUAGCUUUUGCUAAUGCAAUAUUCUUCUUCUUUUUAAAUCUCUCUGUCUCAAUCUCUCUUAAGAAUCCAGCAGUGGUGUUUACAAAUAAUGCCAGCGAUGUGAAAUGGCAGUAGUUGCGUCCAAUGCCAUGGAAUGGUGCCAUGGGCACAUUGGCCAUUCAGCGCCAUCUGAGAAAAACUGGGAUAUAUGGGGCAGGCGUAAGAAAACAGAGCACUGAUCUGAAAUCAUAACUGACAAAAGGCACCGUCCUGUGUAUAAUUACCGUUUGUAAUCAUCCUCUCAUUAUUUCAAAUGUUCCAGCAAAUGGCAGUAGAGUUCCAUUACGUCUGUGCUCUGCCUAUGUGACCCCCUGAUAGUGCUGAUCCUGUCAUCGUGGCAUCAAGUAACCUCGCCCCGGACUGGGGCUUGAGUUUCAGUUUGAGACCAUAGGGCUCGGCCGACACAUCAAUAAUUAUAAAUAAAGAUGGCACUUACAUUCAGAAACCUGGAAUGCCAUUUACCUGUCACCAGCACAUUAUGAUUUUGUUAUUGGGUAAUGAGGAAAGGGCACUCUGCAUUGCACAGUCACUCUUGGCAGACGUUGUGCCAGGUCACUCACUCUGCAUGCCAGUUGGAUUUGGUAGCCAAACAAUACUCCCCAGUCCUCCGUCCCGCACAUCAUAGCAAUAAAGCAUGGGCACACCAGCUCGACAGACAGGCUGAGAUUACCUGCUGAAUUUCUAAUGUGUGGGGAAAUGUUUUUUUUAAUCAAAUUAUUUCUUUAUUACAAACAGAAAAUAAAGUAUAUGUUUUACUUCUUGGUGUAUAAUAAUGAAUUCAUGUUUACUCAGACAUGCUAAAUGGGCUCUUCUGCUUAACCAGAAAGGUUUGUUUUUAUUUUUGUUGUUGUUGUAAAGUUUGUCCAUUUAAGUUAAUGAAGUGGAUUCCCAUCAUGCUUUUAACUUUUUUUGUUCUCUUCUGAAAGUCGGCUGAUUAUUGGCACCUGUUAAUCAAUUGAAAUCGAGACUCUCUUGGAAUAUGCAAAUGUGACUUUACUGGCAUGUGACUGUUUUGUUUCGAGGAGGCCGUCCCACCUGACUGAAGCUUAUGGAGGGUCCAAGGUGUGCCACCCAGCCCAGCCCAGCCCGAUCCUGUGAAAGAUGCCUCUGCUUAAUUUAAGCAGCCAGUCCAAUAGAAGAUGAGGGUGCAACCAAAGGCUCCAUUUCAGGUUUGCUGGAAAAAUGAUUGCCUGGUAUCCUAAGUACUUUUAAGAUAUUGACUUGAGUAGUUUGUUGUAAUUCCUUAAAAAAUGUUUAAUAAUGCAGUGUGGCCAACCAAGCCCCGUUUUGAAAAUGAUGAAGCUGGUCUGAUGGUUUGUGUUUUGUUGGUGCCCUCCAUAUAAAAAUGAAUUAGUUACAUAGCACUUUGCUCUCUAUUAUGACAGGCAAUAGGCUUCUUUGUCUCUGUCCCCAAAUUGUGUGACAUGCCCUUUACCCCGUGUACUCUUCAGACUACACACUUGUUAUUACCACUACAGACGUUGUGCCCGGCUAUUCUUUGAAACCUCAAGGACCCGCCACACAGGAGUUGAGCCGCCAUGGCGUCUUACUGAUGUCCUUAACAUCUUUUGUCGAGAAUCGGACUUUUUGUGAAUGUCUUUGUCCAGCUGCGUCACUUUCUGCUAUACUGCCCAAUAUGUAUACACGUUUGUAAUAAAGUUUUGAAUGUAUUGUAUGUCCUGUAUUGAUCAAUAGCACAUGCACGACAUUUUACGUUUUUAUUCAGCACUUUGAAACGGUCCCCGUUAACACAUAGCACUUAAUGGUAUGGCUAUGUAAAACAACUCGCUGUCUUGUUCUGGAAAAAUAAUACAGAAAUGGGGAGAGAUGUGUCUGUGUGGGGCCCAAAGACAAUUGUAAAUGUUUGUGAAUGAAUGCUGUGAAAAGACAACAAGGUGAGAAAUGUGUCUUCAAACGCGGGUCAUUGGACCAUCCAGUAGCCGAUGCCCACCUCACCCCACACAAUAAUA
Polypterus senegalus (gray bichir) is the source of this 7411-nucleotide messenger RNA. It is a transcript of the gene adcy9a, whose product is annotated as adenylate cyclase 9. The coding region runs from base 912 to 4850 and encodes 1312 amino acids. The transcript is spliced from 10 exons. NCBI's taxonomy places the organism in Eukaryota, Metazoa, Chordata, Cladistia, Polypteriformes, Polypteridae. The record is from RefSeq and is a predicted model, not a curated record. Gene Ontology annotation, molecular function: adenylate cyclase activity. Gene Ontology annotation, biological process: adenylate cyclase-activating G protein-coupled receptor signaling pathway; cyclic nucleotide biosynthetic process; intracellular signal transduction.